Molecule: messenger RNA, 2880 nt
Organism: Megalopta genalis
Lineage: Eukaryota; Metazoa; Arthropoda; Insecta; Hymenoptera; Halictidae
Product: band 7 protein AGAP004871
Cellular component (GO): plasma membrane
Source: RefSeq, a predicted model, not a curated record
UUGGGGCGGCGGCCGCCCUCGUAUAAAGAGUGUCAGCGUCGCGCCGCUGGCUUCAUUCGGACCGUUAGUACACCCGACGACGCGACACGAUCAACGCAUAAGGACCUCGAGGCUUUCCACGAGCACGGUGGUAUCGCGCGACACAUGUGCACGCUGCUGUUCGCGUAAGCUCGCAUUCUAACGCGAUGGUCCUUUGAACGAGGCAUAGGCUACGCUCGAAAACACGUUCGUUCCCGACGAUCGCUUAGCAUUUUCAUGAAGGUUUCAAGAUUGGAGCACCGAGUGAACCCUGAUAUGUCAAUUCCUAUGUCUACCAUAAGCAAUGGAAACGGAUCCACGAUACAGAUUAACUCGCGGCCGGACGACAUACAGAACCGCGUCAUCGGGGCGGACGAUAGACAGGAACCGGAUACCCCGAAUAACUGCAGGAAUAUCCUAGUGGCACUAUCCUGGAUGGUCGUAAUCUUAACGAUGCCGUUUUCCCUCUUCAUCUGCUUCAAGGUGGUGCAAGAGUACGAAAGAGCGGUGAUAUUCCGUUUGGGAAGGCUCUUGACCGGCGGUGCCAAAGGACCUGGAAUCUUCUUCAUUCUGCCGUGCGUCGACAAUUACGCUCGCGUCGAUCUACGGACGCGCACCUACGACGUGCCCCCGCAAGAGGUCUUGACGAAAGACAGCGUGACGGUGUCGGUGGACGCGGUGGUGUACUAUCGAGUGAACAACGCGACGAUCUCGAUCGCGAACGUCGAGAAUGCUCAUCACAGCACGAGGCUGCUGGCCCAGACAAUGCUUCGGAACACCAUGGGCACCAGACCGCUUCACGAGAUCCUCAGCGAGCGCGAAACCAUCUCAGGGAACAUGCAGGUAUCACUGGACGAGGCUACCGACACUUGGGGAAUCAAAGUAGAGCGCGUGGAAAUCAAGGACGUCAGGCUACCCGUUCAGCUCCAAAGAGCCAUGGCCGCGGAAGCUGAAGCCGCUCGAGAGGCUCGCGCCAAGGUGAUCGCAGCAGAGGGUGAACAAAAGGCUAGUCGCGCGUUGAGGGAGGCAUCCGAGGUGAUCGGAGACUCUCCUGCCGCGCUGCAGCUUCGCUACCUGCAGACUCUGAACACCAUCUCGGCGGAGAAAAAUUCGACGAUCGUGUUCCCGCUGCCUAUCGACCUGUUGACUUACUUCAUGAAAGCGACCGCCCUCAAAGAGAACCAGAUGUAAUCGCGAGUCGCCGACCGCGUUCCUUCGACGCGCUUCGCGAAACCGCGAGCUCGCGAAGUGACCCGUGCCCGAGGAAAUUCGGUCCCCGUCUCGGUCGUCUCGUCGACGAAGCGAAGAGAUUUUCUUUCCGCGAGCUGUCUAUAAAAUUGAUCGAUCUCGACGCACGUGCAGGCUAUAAAAGUUUCACUCGCGAUUCUAUGGACAUGCUCGCAUACGAUACAGUAUUAAAUAAUGUCAGUUUGUGACUACAGUUUACAGCAAACUUUCGCACCGUGAUCGCACACUAGCAGACUAUCGACCAAUUUUUCAGAACACCGUAUGCUAUUCGAACUUUCUUCGGUGUCUUUUUUUACAAGUUAUUUAACUUUCGACUACUCGCAAUCUUGUAAGAUACAACGGCGAUUCGAGGGAUACGUUUUUAGUUAGAGUGGGAGGGAAACAAGACACUGCGAUUCACUGUGUCAGGCACAACGAUGCUUAACAAUCUGUUGCUCAACGCGGCGUUAAAAACUUGUCUCGACCGUACCGCACACUCGGUAAUCUUUGUUUUACUUGUUCAAAUUGUACGCGUUGUUCGCUGAUCGUUCGACUACGCGUGCUAAAUAUUUUACGGCGGCAUUCCACCGGCUGAUUCGAGACGAACGAUAAAUUACGAUCUCGUUGUCGUCGACGAUUAAGAUUAAGUCUUCGUCUUUCGUACGAUACGUUACUGUCCGAGCUCUUCCCGACUUGACUUAUACUGUUAUCGAAACCGUUGCGACGAAAUCGUCGUUACUGUUUUUCUUCUAAAAUCGGUCCGCAGAAUUUAAACUCCUCUCGAAAAUAUUCGACACGUGAAAUCGAACGUCCGGUCAACGCGCUGUAAUUGAGAUUCCUUGGAAUUUAUUUUCGUUACAUUUCGUUUGAUGUUCACGAGCACGAGCACGAGCGUGGAGCACUUUAUUAUAUGCUCGAUCGUAGUCUACUUUGUUCGCUGCGACGCGCAACAAUAAGAGAACCGCGUUUCGGUAUCAACGCGAUCGAACAUUUUAAUCGACCAAUUGAAACGUACGGUACUACUUCUUGGUACUCCUCGAGCAUACUUUCCGGUAAUUUGACCGAAAUGUUCGAUCGAGCCGGCGAAACAAGACUUAUCUUAAGCUCUUAGGUACGGCAUAAAUCUUCAUUUUCUAUUUCUAUGCCGGUACGCCGUACCGGUGCCGAGCUUGAGAUGUUAAAACGAUGGAUAUUAAAUAAUGUACAAAAUCAUCUUCUUGUCGUCGCAACCUCAUCGACGGACUGCUAAUUUGACUGCAAAUUUCUUAUUCGCCACGAGCAAUUAAGUGGAGAAACCUCGAGAACCUAGAGCCUGCUUCAGAUUUAACGGCGACGUGUCUUCAAACAUGUAUCUCCGAACGUUCAGGAACGUAUGUAUCACUUCCACUUGUCUAUGCGUGUAAAUUGUGAUCCUUUGCGAACGAGCGGUGGAAGUGUGUAGAUUCUAUCGAUUGUUACACACUGUAUCGCGAUCCUUCUAACGAUAAAUGAACUAAACCUACCUCUGUGUUACUACAUGCUUCGAUCUCUACUUGUGAUACUAUGUUAUGUUAAUAUAGAAUAAAUUUUACAUCGCUCUGGUGACGUUCGCGUUCUACCGCGGACAAAUAAAGUACGAAUACGUUUGAAAAACUA